AUGGCUUCUCAAAUCGCUCGUCGAUUAGUGAUAUUAGGUGCUCCUGGUUCUGGUAAAAGUACGAUUGCCACUCGAAUAGUAAAAGCAUAUGGUAUGCCUUACAUAGUUGCCGGAGAUUUAGUUCGACAAAAUAUUCAACAGCAAUCAGAGGAGAGUCGAACAAUCAGAGAGUAUGUUAAUAAAGGCCUUCUAUUAUCUGAUGACCUAAUAUUAAAAUUUCUUGUUGAUGAACUUGAAAAAAAUCGUGAACAAGGCUUUCUAUUAGAAGGUUAUCCACGUACAUUAAAUCAAGCUGAAAUGUUGUAUCGACAAAUGAAAGUUGAUCAUGUUAUUGCCAUUCAUGUGCCUGCUGAUGAAAUUAUAAAUCGUUUAAAUGACAGAUGGUUUCAUUUAUCAAGUGGACGAGUCUAUAAUCGUUUAUGGAGUCCACCGAAAGAAGCUGGAAAAGACGAUGUAACAGGCGAACCAUUAGCACAACGAGAAGAUGAUAUACCUGCAGUUAUUCGGCAUCGAUUGAAUGCUUAUAAUAAAAAUACAAAUCCAAUUAUACAAUUUUAUAAACAAUUAGGUAUUCUUCAAGAUUUUCAUGGACGUGAAAGUGAUCAAAUUUGGCCUGAAGUGAAAAACUAUCUUGAUCAUAUUCUCAAAGAACCCAUCAGUCAAAAAGUAGCUGCUUAG
Rotaria socialis is the source of this 678-nucleotide messenger RNA. Lineage: Eukaryota; Metazoa; Rotifera; Eurotatoria; Philodinida; Philodinidae. The record is from the annotation of a GenBank genome assembly.